AUGGGACAAAGUCAAUCCGGUACAAGCGACAAACAUGUUACAACAGAGCAACUGAGUCAUGAGCUGGCUCGGAAAUUUGCAAAACGAUGCUUUACAUCCCUCGAAUUGUUUUCAUUUCAAGACGUCUUUAAGAGUCUUGCAGAUCACCAAGAUGGAGUCGCAUAUUUUAAGGAAGAUACCAUCGCGCGAUUCCUAGAGAUUCCGGAUAUACUGGGCGCAUCCCCAAUUAUAUAUCAAAUGGUAACCUACCUUGGUGCAUUUCCAUUUGGUCAGGAUGCGCCUGUGGUUUUGGGAUUCGAACAAAUGAUUAUGGUGGUGGUAAUAAUGACGGAGAGAUAUCAAAGAGUGUUGAAGAAGGGCAGUAGGGAUCGGACGAAGCUACUAUUUCGGAGUCUGGCAGUUUACGAUAGGGGGGAAUCUCGUGCGGGGAUUGAAAAGCAAGAUGAUAAGACAGGGACAACUCCUCCGUUAUCAGAAGGAGAUAGUGUCGUUCAAAAUCAUGCCACGGGUUUCGCUGUCGAUGCAGCUGCGAAUGAUGAUAAAGACGAGAAGAGAAGAAGAAGAGGAAGAGGACGACGAUGA
Sclerotinia sclerotiorum 1980 UF-70 is the source of this 582-nucleotide messenger RNA. RefSeq lists its product as hypothetical. The transcript is spliced from 2 exons. NCBI's taxonomy places the organism in Eukaryota, Fungi, Ascomycota, Leotiomycetes, Helotiales, Sclerotiniaceae. The record is from RefSeq and is a predicted model, not a curated record. The coding region runs from base 1 to 582 and encodes 193 amino acids.